Molecule: messenger RNA, 2382 nt
Organism: Ctenocephalides felis (cat flea)
Lineage: Eukaryota; Metazoa; Arthropoda; Insecta; Siphonaptera; Pulicidae
Gene: Atx-1
Exons: 8
Coding region: 330-2330 (666 amino acids)
Biological process (GO): regulation of DNA-templated transcription
Molecular function (GO): protein binding; RNA binding
Source: RefSeq, a predicted model, not a curated record
CCGGCAUGGGAGGAAAAGAUAAUUUUAAAUUAAUUUAAAACAUAAGUUGCAAUGGUUUUGGAGUCUUAGAUGUAAGUUAUUAAAUGGUGAUUUAGUGGGUAAAUGUUUUGUGUUUGUUGUAAAGGAGAUAUUUAAGGUUUUGUGAGGGGUUUUUGACAGCUUCGACCUUCGAAACAUAUGUUUGAAGAAUUGUGUAGUGUCUGAACAAAUGGAGUUUAAAAGUGUUUUAGUUGAGAUGUGUUCAAAUAUGGGAAUAUUGUGAAAACAAAUAUAAAGAUAUUCCAUCAACUAACUAACAUCGACUAACUAAGUUUUGGUGAACUUAGAAAAUGAUUUCGGCGACCAAUUUGGCGGUGGAAGGAGCUGCGAUAAGUGGAGGACAUGCCUAUUCGACGUAUAUGCACCACCAUUUGGCUAACCACCAUUUGAACCAGCUCAGUCACCACCAUAGGUCGUCUUCAACCCAAGACCGUUACCACCAUCACACCCGACUGAACCCUCCAGCGCCUCCUGGUUCUACAAAUCUGGGCACCGCAGCACCUUCUCUCAACUUAGUCCCAGCACCAACGACCCAAGUACCUCUAAAUCUAGGAACCUCUUUACCGAUCUCAUCUUCCACCGGUGCCCCUAUCAAAGUUCAGGCUAUUCAUCCUGGAAUGAAACAGCAUCCGAAUCAGGAUCAGAUUAAUUGUCUGGGACUUCGUCAUAUGCAUUUAGGAAGCAAUGUGGAAGCUGGUGAUUUGAGGAGUUUAGGAGGCACCGAGGCGCUCCUGAAUGGGGUGCCUCAUGAGGCGCUUUUUAGGCUCCACAAAAGCGGCGGGGACUUUGCUAGACCUGUGGCGAAAAGAUACUCCAACGGUGUUCCGGAUUCGCCCCAUCCCCAAUCCUCGACGCCAGGCCCUGUAGACUUGGCUCAACCGAAAGACUCCAAUCACAACUUUAACCACCAGCCAAAAAUUUCCCUGAAAUACCAAAACCAGCAACACUACCCUCAGCACUACGAAACUAUGAACCAUUACACGAACGACAGGAGGCGAGAAGAACCCACAAACCACCAUCUGAACCGCCAAAUAAUUUUACCAAGGAACUUGUCAGAUACCUCACCGCCAAUCGAUACCAAAAGUUCCUACCGCCAAAUGGUACCGACGACGAAUUUUGGACAACAUUUCUUCAACCAGGAUUUGACCAAUUUUUAUGCGAAGGAGAUUUAUGAUAUGAGAAAUGGUGGUGGAGGUUUUGUACCUCCAAAACCGCCUGUUGGGUACGGAGGACACCAGCAGCAGCAGCAUUUGCAGCAGCAGCAGCUGCAGCAGCUGGAGCUGGUUAAGCAGAAGUGCGUUAUGAGCACUGGUGUAGGGAAGAGCUUCGAAUGUGAACAGGGAUUCAAGGUGCCAUCAGGUAAAGAAGGAUCUUUGAAACACAGAAUUUUAAGGCCGUCACCACCAGCAUCGGUAGCGCCUCUGUCGCCACAGUCGCCUUCAUUCUCAGUCACUUCGCCGACGGCGCUACCUACAGUGGCCUCCGGUUUCUCCCGCGGCGCCCUCAUUCGCCUGGCGGACGGCGACGUGAGACGAGUGGAGGACAUGAGGGCGGACGAUUUCCGACGAUCUGCGGACGUGACAGGAGAUGUCACUCUGACAGAUGUCACCGUCGUCAGGAUAAACGUGACGACGUCGGGAGGUGAAAGUGCUAAAGAUGACGGCGGAGGAAGGGUUACCUUGACGCUGAGUUUUAACCAGCAUAGGGACAGGGUUGAGUUCGAAACAUCCCAAGAGCACCCAUUCUUCGUCUACGGUCAAGGCUGGGCCUCGUGCUCCCCUGAAGCCACGAUGCGAAAAUACGGCCUAAAGUGCAACCGGCUUCAAGUCGGCGACAUCUGCAUAUCUCUAACCCCCAAAGACAAAACCACCACCAACCCUCAAACCCCACAUCAUGUUUCCUCCAAAAGUCUACAAGCCUUGAAAACCGCCAAACCUCACUACCCAGAAAGGACGACUAAUAACAAACCACCAGCUCCUGCUGCAUCUCAUCUCAAUGCUGCAAGACAAUUGCAAAUGACACCGGCUGUGUCAUAUCCCAGGCAGAUGUCAAAGGUGACAUCCAUGUGUCAGCAGAGGCCUCAGGAAAUGCCGAGGUCGGCGACUGCUGAUUCUAAUCUUUAUCAGUUUUCGGAGGAGCCUCAGAAUUUGACAAAACAUAAGUUUUUGUGCGACAAGAAUAAGGAGAGACUGGCCGAUGAUGGUUUCGCGAAUUGUAAGAAGAGGCGGUGGUCGGCGCCUGAUGAUACACUAACGAGCCAGAAAAUGGUGGUGAAGAGGCUUAAGGAGUAACAUGGUAAGAUGGUGAGUUUGAGGUUAUGUGCUGUGAUGAUUAAAAUGAUUU